AUGGAAAGAGAAAAUUGUUCCUCCCUGACAAAAUUUAUUCUAUUGGGAAUUACUAAUAACCCUGAGAAAAAGAUGUUGCUAUUUGCCACUUGUCUAUUUAUUUAUCUCACUAGUCUUCUGGCAAACCUUGGGAUGAUCAUUCUAAUUCGAAUGAACACCCAGCUGCACACACCAAUGUACUUUUUCCUCAGCCACCUCUCUUUAAGUGACUUAGGCUAUUCCACAGCUGUGGGGCCCAAGAUGCUAGUGGACGUCUUUGGCAAGGAUAAAUCAAUCCCUUUCUUUGGCUGUGCUCUGCAGUUCUUUAUCAUCUGUGUGUUUAUAGAUGCUGAGUGUCUACUGCUGGCUGUCAUGGCCUUUGACAGGUAUAAAGCCAUUAGCAACCCUUUGCUCUACACAGCCAACAUGAACAGCAGUGUGUGUCACUGUCUCAUGGUUGGAGUUUACCUGACGGGACUGAUAGACGGUUUGAUACACACAGUCCUGGCGUUCCGCUUGUGUUUCUGUGGAUCCAAGGAGAUUAACCAUUUCUUCUGUGACUUACCUCCACUCCUCCUCCUUUCCUGCUCUGACAUUCAGGUCAAUGAGUUGACAUUAUUUACCCUUUUUGGCUUCAUUGAACUGAGUACCAUCUCGGGAGUUCUUAUCUCUUACUGUUACGUCAUCCUAUCAGUCCUGAAGAUCAGCUCUGCUGAGGGAAGGUUCAAAGCCUUCUCCACCUGCACCUCCCACCUCACAGCAGUAGCCAUCUUCCAGGGAACGAUGCUCUUCAUGUAUUUUAGGCCAAGUUCUUCCUACUCCCUAGAUCAUGACAAAAUUUUCUCCUUGUUUUACACCCUUGUAAUUCCCAUGUUCAACCCACUGAUUUACAGUCUCAGGAACAAGGAUGUCAUAAAUGCCUUGGUGAAACUGAAAACUGAAAGGUGGCGCUAA
Molecule: messenger RNA, 933 nt
Organism: Erinaceus europaeus (western European hedgehog)
Lineage: Eukaryota; Metazoa; Chordata; Mammalia; Eulipotyphla; Erinaceidae
Product: olfactory receptor 5W2-like
Exons: 1
Coding region: 1-933 (310 amino acids)
Biological process (GO): sensory perception of smell; G protein-coupled receptor signaling pathway
Cellular component (GO): membrane
Molecular function (GO): odorant binding; olfactory receptor activity; G protein-coupled receptor activity
Source: RefSeq, a predicted model, not a curated record